Messenger RNA from Aspergillus calidoustus, 812 nucleotides. Lineage: Eukaryota; Fungi; Ascomycota; Eurotiomycetes; Eurotiales; Aspergillaceae. The record is from the annotation of a GenBank genome assembly.
AUGGCAACGUACCUUAUCACCGGCGCCUCCCGCGGCCUCGGUUUUAGUCUUGCGGCUGCACUCGCUAGUGAACCAGUCUCAGUCGCUGGUCUCGUCUUUCUCACCUCGCGGACCACGAAUACUCCGCAAAUCGCAGAGCUGGUCAAAAGGUCAAAAGGACGCGUUGUCCCCGUCCAGCUGGACCCGAAUGAGCCCGAGAGUCUCCGAGCGGCCGUCGAGUUUGUCGAAAAUCGCGUCCAGGGGAGGGGGCUGGAUGUGCUGGUGAACAAUGCCGGCAUGAUGAGGUUCACUGGGGGGAAGGUAGGGGAGUUGUCAGCCACGGAUCUCACCGAGGUUUUCCAUACGAACGUGACACUUACGCAACUGGUUACAAGUUCAUUCUUGCCACUUGUACGGCAGGGUUCGAGGAAGAUUAUUGCGAACAUCUCCAGCACCGUCGGCUCAAUCACCCUCGGGCCCGCAUUCAGCAUGAACUCCGCCUACGCGUACAAGAUCUCCAAGGCCGCGAUGAACAUGCUCACGAUGCAGUAUGCGGUGGAUUAUAAAAGUGAAGGGUUUACUGCUUUUGCGAUUAGCCCCGGGUGGCUCAAAACAGACCUCGGCGGCCCAUACGCCGACCUCCCCGUUGAAGUGGGCACAAAGGAGGUGCUGCGGUAUCUGAAGGAGGCGGGGCCGGAGUUCAACGGGCGGUUCUUGAAUAUCCAUGCUCCUGGGUGGGAGGAUGCGCCUAGGUCGAAUCGGUAUGAUGGGAAGGAUGCGCCGUGGUGAGGGUAGAAAAAGCCUAGGAAACAUGAUAGAUGGAUUAUUUUGAG